This is a messenger RNA of Pseudophryne corroboree (corroboree frog), 2930 nucleotides long. It is a transcript of the gene TEX55, whose product is annotated as testis expressed 55. The transcript is spliced from 6 exons. Lineage: Eukaryota; Metazoa; Chordata; Amphibia; Anura; Myobatrachidae. The record is from RefSeq and is a predicted model, not a curated record. The coding region runs from base 94 to 1173 and encodes 359 amino acids.
CCAGGCUACGGAAGCCGCCUGAGGACAGACAGCAGCGGUCGCGAAGAGCGCUCCACAGCAAGCUGCAGCGGGCAGCCGGCGUCUCUCGCAGAUAUGGAUGUUCCCGAGGGUCCCCUCCCUGACCACUUCCAUGCGGAAAACGCAGAUGUGAUUACGGAGAGGGCAGAAGGUGAAACACCUCUUACUUCAUCCAGUGAAACUGCGGAACCAAUACUGGAGAACUUAGCCAAUCUUCUGCCUACAGAAGAAGACGUGCGACCUCCAUUAGAAGAGACUACUGCAACCUCUCUCCCAUCAAAUAAAGUCCUGGAAGAUUCCUCCUCUUCUCCGGAGGAUGAUCCGGUAUCACAGCCUCACCCACCGGAAGCUGGCGCAGUUGUCUUCCCUAAAGAAGACUCUUUAGUCUCUGAGAAAGAGGAUGUAGCUUCUCCUGUGAUAAAGGCAGGAGAGAUACUUCCAGAAGAAACAUCACCGCCACCAUCAGAGAUCGCUCCCAGCACGAAGUCGUAUGAAGAAGACACCACAAAGCUAGUGCCCCAGCAAGAUGCCGCCUCUCCUACCUUCCCUCAGGAGGAUACAAAGACAGAACCUGGGCAGAGAGGACACAACCAUGAGCUGGACCCAGCAGCGGUUGGUCUGGUACAUGGACAUGAUGAAGCUUGUCUUUCUGCUGAACCAGAUGCAUCCACUGAGCUAACCCGUGAUGGAGAAAGCAGUAAUGCACAACUUACAGAGGUUCUGUCGGUAGAGGACACCACACCGCCGAGCGUUACUGAGUCUGCUGCUCAAGACGGAACCGAGCUGGCCAUGGGGUCUCCUAAGGAAGACAGAGGUGGAAACAUCACUGAGUCUUUGAAAGCCACUACCACACCACCACCCACAGCGGCAGCAGCUUCUCAAGGGGCCUCAAGCCCUCUGGAGCCCCCUGCGCAGGGGAUGGGCAGCGAUAAAGUGCUAAUCACCGAGCUGAUUCACCAGGCUGGCGCCACACCACCUGCCACGCCCGUGUAUGAGGACCCGUACGAGCGCUCGCUGAAGUACAUGGAAAAGCACAACAUCCUGGAGAUAUUCCAGGAGAUUACAGCAAAGCUGGUGUACGAGAAGCCAGCGGAACCCCUUGAAUUUAUGCUGGAGAAGGUCCAGUCCAUGAUCAACGGCAAGAAGGAGGAGUGAUGUUGCCGCGGAGUCUCGCUGUCUCCAAGGGUCGAUCGUGUAACAAUUCAUCUGUUAUUGGAUAGCGCUGCUGCUGAUUCCACACUGGUGUUUAUUGAUGGGUGUCGCAAGUGUGAUGCUAUAAUACAAGAAUUCAUUUCAGUAUCUUAAAACUUAAUGCAAGGUUUACUGACCCUACAACAAAACCCGCUUCACUGAGACAAAAUGCUCCUCAUCCAGCCUUAACCAUCAUCGUGUUGCAAUAACCUGGAAUAAAUGACUUCAUUAAAGUGGAUCUGGCACCUACACAGAGUGGAAGCAGGAAUAUUCAGGGCCAGAUUAGUAUAUCGUAGAAUGUUGCGUAUGAUGUCACUAGGAAACAAUACUCCAGACUCAUGAGUUUAAAUCAGGCCUCAUGAAUAUAAAACAGGCCUCAUGAAUAAUAGUCAUACCUCAUGAAUAUAAGUCAGGCCUCAUGAAUAAUAGUCAUACCUCAUGAAUAAUAGUCAGGCCUCAUGAAUAAUAGUCAGGCCUCAUGAAUAAUAGUCAGGCCUCAUGAAUAAUAGUCAUGCCUCAUGAAUAUAAGUCAGGCCUCAUGAAUAAUAGUCAGGCCUCAUGAAUAAUAGUCAUGCCUCAUGAAUAUAAGUCAGGCCUCAUGAAUAAUAGUCAUACCUCAAGAAUAUAAGUCAGGCCUCAUGAAUAAUAGUCAUACCUCAUGAAUAAUAGUCCGGCCUCAUGAAUAUAAGUCAGGCGCCAUGAAUUAGCCUGGGGUGAAUGUAAAUCAGUGCCUCAGUGAGAUCAGUUUCUUGCAGAUGGAUAUAUUGCAUGCUCACAGUCCUAGUAAAAUGGCUGCCCCCGUUGUGUGUAUUUGAUGGUUCCACUUUAAUAGCCAGUGCGCAUUACACUAUUGCAGCCCGUCCGGUAACAGCUGUAAUCCGUCUACUGCAUAUUAUACUAUGAAUAAUCUAAUAUUCGCAGCUGUACCAAACUCUGGUCCCUCUUGAUGUUUUGGAAACUUUUGGUCACAUGAUACCAGCAUUACCUGAUAAAAUCAGGAUGUUUUAGGCCUCUCUGAACAUGACCUCUGACCUCAGGCCAUGCUUCCGUUACACUGGGAAAAAAACUGGGCUUCCUGCAGUAAUCCCAAUUUUUGCCCAGGUAUUUUGACUCCAAUAAGAUCGGAACAGAACAUUGGCGGGGCUUAAUUGUCCCCAUUUAAGUUUUUUAAAUGCUGAGCGAUAUGGGACAUGACGGAAAGCAGGCUUUAACAACCUGCAACUCUCCUCCUGCUGUGGGACUAGAAGUGUCAGCAUUACCCGCCAUCCGGAGGAGUGCAUGUUACUGGAUUGCGUGUUUCGGCUGUAGUUUCCCCUGCAUGGGCCUGGAAGAGAGAGGCUGUCUCCAUGCAGCACCUGCAGAGCUUCUGCUACCUCUGUAAUCAUGUAUAAUGUAUACUGAUUUCUCCUCACACCAUGUACCCUCGUACAGCGUGUUUAAUCAUGUAAUCAUGUGUUGCGCUAAUUGUCUUCUGGAUCAGCUUGCUAUGCAAACGAGGCUUCUGAUUGUGCGGGGUCUGGAUUGGCAGCUUAUUAGCACACAGAUAUAGGUAGUAGGACGCGGCAAGGAGAGCGAUCGCAGAGGUAUAACUGCGCAGCUCAUUACUGUGCCGGGAUGUCAUCAUCUCAGUGCACAAGAUACAGACACAUACAACUAUUAUUUACCUUCAAUAAACCUGUUAUUUACAAUGCUGAUAAACAAUAAAGUCUAAUUUAAUUAAA